AUGGGAGCUCCUCGUCGUCGGAAGCAGCAGCUGGAGCAGCACGCGGCGCUCGUGGCCCAGCUCGCGGCCGUCAAGCAGCAGCAGCAGUCGCUCCGCGAGGAUAUGCUGGCGUUCGCCAAGGCGCCGGCGGCCCCUGAGAAGGCGGCGGCGCAACGCGUGCUGCGCUCCCUCCGGCAGUUGACACCGGAGGUGACAGUGCUGUGCGCACAGACCGGAGCCGUCGUCGAGCGCGUGGCCAAUGCCAACGACGUCGCGGAGAAGAUGACGCGGGAAGUGCGACGGCUGGAUGUGAUCCAGUCGCGUCUCGGCGUGGCGCUGGAGCAGUCGGCGCAGCUGCUGACGCUGCGCAACGCCCUGGCCGGGAUCCGGCGGGCCAUGCAGCAGCAGAGGUACCCAGAGGCCGCCACGUUUCUCCAGACGCUCAAGAACAUCGAGCAGCAGAUGCCGCUGGAUGUUGCGGAUAAGCUUCGAGUGGAUACAAUCGAGAACGAUCUCAAGGGGGUCAUUGAAGGCGCGUUUGACGAAGGGCUCCGUGCUGGCGACAACCGCAAGGUGCAGACGUACGCGCCGCUGUUCAAGGCAGUGGGGAAAGACUACGAGGAGCAUGGGCUGGUCAUGUUGCUGGAACAUGUGCAGAAGGCAUUGGAGGAGUCUUUGAAGAGGAACCGAGAUCCACGCGUUGGGGUGUUUAGUACCCAAGAGCUGAUCACGCAUCUCGCUGAGGUGUUCAACCAGGUUGCCCAAGAAGCUCAGCAGCAUGCGGGGCUGAUGUCGCAGUGCUUUGAGAGAGUCCAUGGCCCCAAUCGAUUUGUGGCGAAGCUGUAUACGCUCGGAGAACAGUCGGCGGUUGCGGUGUUAAACGCGUACAUGACGCAACGCAAGUUUCAUGAUCGAAUUGCCAACGGAGAGCAACCAGGCUCGCCUACUUCAACCGCUCCACUGUCGCCUUCGAAUCGCAGUGCUAGUAACCGUGGGAUGCAGUCUGCACCGGGAAGUCCCCGAGACGAUGGCGUGGCAGUCAUGAACGAACAGUUGAAUGAGAUGGCGCUUGUGAUCCAGCACACGCAGACGUACGAACGCUUCAUGCGUUCACGAGUGAGUGAGAUGGGGAAAAGUGUCCAAGAGCUUGCGGGCUACUAUUGCUUCUUCGAAAACGCACUGCUGAACCAAGCUGCUCGCAAGGCGUUUCAGUGGGAAGAACUUCAUUUCUCGUCCGGCGAUGGCAGCUCGGGUGACUUUACAAUGGGCGGUGCAGAUGGUGAUGACGGGCUCGUGUGCUUUCCGAUCUCAUCGGCCAUUGAUGAGGUAUUCUACGUCGCGCGUAAUUCUGGUCUCCGUGCGCUGGCUACAGGUCACACAGACUGCGCUGCCGGUGUCUUGAACAUGAUCACCACGGUGCUACGCGAUGUUGUGGGCGACACUAUGCGUAGCCGCAUCCGUCACAUGACCACAUCCGCCAAGUUGGACAGCUCGGCCUCAGGUGACGCGGCGAGCUUGUUGGCAGCGUCUUCAGCGCAGCUGCGUGAUCAAAUGCAACAACAAUUCGCUAAGCUAAGUAAAACCGUUGGGCCUGUUGGUGGUGUCAACGCCGGCGAAACUGCCGGGCAGACACCAGAGCAGCGCAAGGAGCACGCCCCCGAUGUUGUGCUGAACAGCCUAGAAGUUACUUCUGGAUAUAUCGCACAGCUAAAGGGGGAGUUCGAACAUGAGCUGCCUGAAGCUUUUCCGGAGGUGCCGCAGCACAUUAUGACCUGCCUGAAUGCGCUUGAAGACGCUUCAGCCGAGCUCAAGCAGCUCCUUCUCGCGUCACGCAAAAAGCUCCUCAAGCUGCUGGAGCCCAAGAUUGCCAGUUACCUCAGCAGUUUGUUGUCUCCGUCGUCGUCGGCGUCUUCUGCAGCGUCGGCUCUGGCUGCGUCUGCAAACGCAUUGUCGUCAUCUGGAUCCGCUUCUUCGAGACGCAGUGGCGUGCAGUACGAGCUGACGGAGGCUAUGUUCACCUUCAAUGAGGCGAAUGAUCCAUUUGCCCACGCGUUUGUGCGUGGCCUGCGUUCGCUGCUAGCAGCUUUUCGUGGUAACCUGUCACGCAGCAACUACCGUGCUAUCGUGCAGGGGGUCGCAGUCUGCUCUGCUACCCAGCUCGAGUCAUGGUUCCUCUCUCGGGCCACUCGCAUUAACCAGCUCGGCGCGUUGCAAUUUGACAAGGAUGUGCGAGUGAUCAGCACAUUCCUUAGCGGCGAAGGAGGUGCAGGUGACGAAGUCCGUGAGGCAUUCGCUGCUCUGACCCAACUGUCCGAGGUGCUGAAUGUGGACACACCGCAGGAUGUGCAGGACGUAUAUGGACGCAGACGCCGUGGUGUCGCCUGGACACUGCCGGCAGCUCGCGUGAAAGAAGUGCUUUCGCGUCGUGUGGAGUUUGCUGAUGCUGCGAUCAAUAAGCUGGUUCUGAAAUAA
Phytophthora sojae is the source of this 2451-nucleotide messenger RNA. RefSeq lists its product as hypothetical. The record is from RefSeq and is a predicted model, not a curated record. NCBI's taxonomy places the organism in Eukaryota, Oomycota, Peronosporomycetes, Peronosporales, Peronosporaceae. The transcript has 2 exons. Bases 1 to 2451 code for a protein of 816 amino acids.